Messenger RNA from Drosophila willistoni, 6445 nucleotides. RefSeq names its product serine/arginine repetitive matrix protein 2 (gene l(3)psg2). The record is from RefSeq and is a predicted model, not a curated record. Bases 162 to 6110 code for a protein of 1982 amino acids. Lineage: Eukaryota; Metazoa; Arthropoda; Insecta; Diptera; Drosophilidae. The transcript has 3 exons.
GUUGUUUCCAGCACUAUUUUGUAGCACAGAAUAAAAAAACCAGCUAGCACAGUUUUUUAUUCCAAAUAUACAAAUAUAGGCUAGCACAGAUUGGAGGAAACCCGAAUUAAAACAGAGAAGAGAAUCGGAAGCAAAAGAGGAGGCGAAAACGUUUAACAACUAUGUCAACGCUGGCUGGAGUAGCCGUUGAGGAGCUACAAGAUGGUGACACUAGCAGUUUAGAACCGGGCGAAGUUGUUACCCCACCACGCAACACAAGCAGUCCAGCGGGAGCCAAGAAACUCCUUUCCAAGGAUUUAAUGAGCAGAACAUUGCGCAAGCUAACAGCGGCCAGUACACAAAUCGAUGGCCAUGAGAAUGGUGAUUGUGAGGGUGCAGGUGCAAGUGCGAGUGCGGGUGGGGAGGCAACAAAGGCGCACGAUGGGGAGACUGGCAAGAGGGAGUCAGAGGUGACCGCAAUUGAUGAGGCGAAAGUCAGGAGUAAGCUGGAACUGGAGGUAAUUAGACGAAAGGAGGAAAAAUUAUCUGCCCCAGCUGAAAACGGGAUAAAGGAUGAGAGUAAUAAUGAUGGUAAUGCCAAUGAUAAUGAUGUUGCCAAAGCUGAACAGCGCACUGCCCCACCAAAUGAUGAUGACGAAGGUCUAUACUCGGACACAGAUUCCUCGGGAGAUGAGCAGCAACAGCAGAUGCUGCAGCAAAACGUCGAAGAUGUUCAACAGGCCCGUAAGGAGAAGCAAUUAGAGGCUGCUGCUGCCCAGGCACAGGCUCAAGUGCCACCGCAACCGUCGCCACAUCCCUUUUUACGCUGCAGUCCAAUGAGAUUUCACAGUCGUCCGGUUUGUUUUGAUUUCCCUCGAAUGGGCUUUAUGCCCAGAAUGGUUAUGCUCGGGCAUAACCGACUCAGACCGCCCACAUUCUUCAAUGGGAAUAGGUCACAGACUCCACAACGUAUGGUCUCGCCCAUGAAAUCAAAUUCCGGAAGCCCAGCCCUACCACCAGGUGCAAGUGGCAAUAAUGGUGGUGGAGCGGGAGUCGCUGGAGCUGUCGGUGGACCAGUCUACGGCCCGGUUUUGCCACCAUCGAUCGCUAAGAAACCUCAAUCAGAGUUGGUAUGGACUUCUUGCCAGCCGCCUGUUUCGUAUGUCUUUAAUUUGGUUAAUGGGUGUGGCAAUCAGCAGCACAAGGACUGCAAGCAUAAGGAUUCUGCGAGCGAAUGCAAGGAUGACAAACAGCAGAAGCCAGCAAAAUCAAGGGAUCACAAGCGUGAUUCGAAACGGGAGAGAUCCAAGGACAGGAAAAGUCCAAGAUCUAGCGAUAGAAAGCGAGAUCUCUUGAAGGAAAGGCAAAACGAACGCUCCAAGGAGAAGAUCAAGGAAUCCUCUACCAAGGAUGAUUUGCAAAAAGUGGAAAAGCCCAAAGACAAGUCUCGAGAGCAGCAGCAGCCCAAGGACAAAUCCAAAGAUGACAAAUCUCGAAUUGAUACAAAAGAAAAGUCAUCCCGAGCCCCGUCCAAGGACAAGGGCAGGGAUGAACCUAGGGAUAAAAGUCAGAGGGAUGUGUCCAAAGAAAAGGUCAAGGACAAAAUAAAAGAUUCCUCAUCAACAACAACAAUAACAUCUAAGCAUCACUCCAAGGAUAAAUUAAAAACUGAUACAAAAGAGCCAAGCAGAGAUCUUUCCAAGGAAUCGCAUCGCGAAUCCAGAGAACAGCCUAAAACCAAAUCAAAGGAAACGCAUCGGGAACGAUCUCCCGAGCCAGCAAAAGACUCGAAAUCUCGAGAUCGCUCCAAAGAUAAACCAAAAGAGCGUUCAAGGGAAAGAAAGGAACACGCGGAUGAGCACAGGGACAAAGCCAGAGAACGUUCCAAAGAGGAUAAGCACCGGGAACGGGAACGGGAAGAGACGCAUAAAAAACGUUCACGUUCCCGGGAAGAUAGAAAGGACAAACUCAAGAGGCGUAGCAGAAGUCGCAGCAAAACGCGACAACAAGCCGAGAUUAAGGCUCGAACACCACCACCGCCGCCGGCAGCUACUCCUACACUUAAUCCUACAGCUACUCCUCUAGUAACUCUAGCAGCUGAAAUGCCACAAGAGUCGCCGGCGUUGGAAACACCAGCAACACCAACAGCGUCGUUUAAACCCUUUGACAUAUUCGCCGAAUCCCCACCAAGACUGAAUGCAAUACGAAACGAAAGCAAAACUGCUGAAUCACUACCACUACUAGCCACCGCCACAUCCUCUCCUGCCAAUACAACUACAAACCAAAUGCAAAUGCAACCGCAAACACAAGCUCCUCCCCCGCAGAAACCUCGAAUCGUGGAUCGUAGCACUACACCGCCAUUGAAUCGUCUACAUACGACGCCCUUGCUCCGGGCCAGUGAGAUUCAUAGUCGUAUCGAUGCUCUAUUGAAUGACAAUGAUGAUUUGCAUUUAGAGGCCUUGCUGGCCGCCACCAAGGAGCAAUUGCUCAAGAAGGAGAAGAAGUCAACAGAUGGAGCGAUACCGCCAUCCGUCAAAUUUCAUGUGAAUCCCUUCAAAAGGGAAGUAGUAUUAAAUAAUGGUCAAAACGAAUGGGAUAGAGAUACAGAGAAGAAGGAAAGGGAUGGCACAACAUCACGUUCAUCAAGAUCACGCAUCAAAAUCGAAAAGUGUCGCAGUCCAUCGCCAGUAUCCGCAACAUUACCAAUGCCAAGUAAUAUAAAGAUUAAAAUUGAACGAAAUAUGACGCCGCCACCCGUACCCAUGCCACCAGUGGCCACUGUCGCUCCUGUGGUGGAGGAAUCCAGUCCCGAUACCGAUGACUAUAUAGACAAUUGGGAGAAUGAUGAUUCCCUAAUGAUGAUGCCUUCGGUACUAAAUACUAAAACAGAGAUUAAUCAACCCCCGUCAGGGGCAAUAAAUUAUCUAAACGGUGAUUUAGCUGAUGAUGACUCGAAUACCUUAUGGAAUGCUAAAAGUACUCCACCACCCAAGGCCAAACAAGGAGCAGGAGGAGGAGUAGAUGAACCUGCCACACCCAAUAAUCUAAAUAUCAAUGAUAUCUAUGAUAGAUUCAUGAAUUCCAUACAAGAGGGCAAUAAUACAACCACUGAGAGGGAUAAUGGAGAGAACGCGGAUGAUGAUGAUGAGGAAGACGACAAUGCGGAAGACUCUUCAAGCGACUCCUCAUCGACCUCAACCAGCAGUUCAACAAAUAGCAGUAGCGAAAGUACAUCUAGCUCUGAUUCCGAUGAUUCUAGCGAUGAUAGCGAAGAUGAGGAGAUGGAAGAUCAUGUCCCAGCGGAGUCAACGGCUGCGACGUCAAUAUUAGAUGAAGAAAAGAUGCUGAAACAGGAAAUUGAAAGCGAUAAACUAACAUCCUCGAAUAACUCAAAUAUGCAAAAGAAGAAUAAUGUUAGCAAAGAUUUGCGUAAGCUAAAAAAUCUCGAAGAUAAUCUCGGACGCAUACAAAUGAUGCGUGAGAAUUAUGAUCCGGGAGAUGAUAUAUGCGAGGAGCUGCUGAAAAUGGAAUCUCUUUUUCAAAUGCAACGAAAUGCCAUUAUGGAUAAAUAUCGUAAGCAUGAGCAGGCAUCAUCGGCAGCAUCUACAACGGCCACCAGUUCCAAUCCAAUGAUCCAAGAUGAGCAGCAGCAGCUGCCCGUCAUAGAGCCACGACCACCGAGUCCGCCAGUAAAUAGUAUUUUUGAUGCCAAUCGUGAGGCCAUCAAGUUGACAAUUUCUCCAUUGAAACUUACACGUAAGUCGGUCAUUUUUGAUAGAGAUGAUACGGACCAGCAGCAGCAGCAGCAACAACAACACCAACAGCAGAAAACAAACACGCCCACUAGGCCACCCAAAGAGAUAGCUAUAGUUAAGCCCACCAUCUUGGAGACACGCAGCAAAGCGAUGUCAACUGGAUCACGAGGUGGAUCAAAAAACUUUUCCUCCACCUCCAACUCCUCCUCCUCCGCUCGCCGGCAGCAAACGCCGCGCGAUCGUACGCAUUCCCGCUCUCGUUCCAUAUCCCGCCAACGUUCAAAUCGCCGACGCGGCGGUACACCAAGUCCCAAACGCUGGCGACCCCCGUCACCGAUUAAUAGGCGUGGAUCGUCACGUAGUCGGUAUAGUAAAAUACGACAACUGCCACGCAGCAGCCGUAGUCGUACCUUGAGUCGUAGUCGAACUAGGAGCCGGAGUCCUCACCGAAGAGCGAGACGUUCCAAACAUCUCAGUGAUGAGGGUAGACGUCGGAAACCCCUGUCGCCUUUAAGGCAUAAGAAUAUGGGUCCACGAUCACCGCCUCCACCCUCAUCGCUAUCAUCAUCAUCCUCCCUCACACGACGUCGCUCGUAUUCCCGUUCACGAUCACCGUUGCCCUUCAAACCGCCGUCGCCGCCCAUGCGACGCAGUUGGUCACGUUCACCACCCGGAGGAGUCGGCGGUGUGGGCAAGAGGCGUUUGACUAGAUCACGUUCCCGCAGUCAUUCCCGUUCCCGUACGCCAAUGUCACCGCAACGACAAUCGUUUGCCGAUUAUUUCGAAGAGAAUCCCGGCUUGGAAGCAGCCGCUGCCUGCUAUUAUUAUAAUAUGUAUCAUCAGGAUCAGGAUGGCAGCAUGGCCACAAUGGGUGACAACUAUGGAGAUGCUGGAGCCUAUGCUGCUGCCUACAUGGAUGCCUCAUCGUAUACGAAUAUGGAGCAGGCCUAUGCCCAAUAUACCGAAUACAAUGCCCAAUAUGAUUAUGGAAUGGGCAUGGGCAUGGGCAUGGAACCGAAUGCUGCCCCCACGCCAGGUGUUUUGCGUGAAUUGCCCAAAGCACCGAUCAACCCGGUGGCCGUACAAAAGGGCAAUGUCUUGGAAAUUGUUCCCUCUGCCGGCUUGGAUAUACCACAAAGUGCUCCGAUUGCUGAGAUUACACCCAAACCGAGCACAGAGGAGCCCAUCGAGGAUAAGAGCAAACCGAAACGGAAACGCGUCAAUUUUGUGGACAAUGUUUUGCCCAAUUAUGAAAGUGAAAGCGAAGAUCGUUCCAUUGUGGAAAGGGCAGUGGAACGUGCCCUACAUAAAUAUCGCGAGAAACGUUCAACAAUGGCUGCCAAGCUGCAACGCAUAAAGGAUGAGCUAUUGGCUCUACCGCCACCGCCUCCCCCACUGACACCGAAGCCACCGAAUGUGGAGAAACCCGUGAUGGUGCAAAAGAAACCGAAAUUUCUUUAUUUCCAUUUCGAUCCCCACAAGGGGGCCAUCAUUAAGGGACAUACGCGAAUGGUGCGACCUCCACCAGGAGUUGGUCAUCAUCAUCUAAUGCCACGAUUCGAUGCCAAGCGUUUUAGCAUGCUAAUGAAAUCGGGCAAUCUGCCGCCAUUGCCGCCACAUUUGCUUAGGCAACGUCCGCCUUGGUUGCCGCCACCGCAUGCCGAUGCCAUGACCAAGGCAUCCAUCUUCAAGGAGUUCUUUAGCAAACAUCCGCCACCACCUUUGCCCCACUAUCAGAACAUGUUGCGCACGCUACCAGGACGACCCAUUGAGACGGUGGAUUCGGUGGAUACGGCAGCGGUGGCUGCUUCUUCUGUGGCUUCUGCAGCUGCUGCUGUUCCUCCUCCACUUGGUGUCUCUCAGCCCAUACCUGUUCUCGGCGGUGGUCACAACAGCUUCAUAUUACCGAUGACAGUUGGACCUGUGCCUGCCCCAUUGCCGGUGCUACCAAUUGCUAUGGACAUAGCGCCGCUCGCGUCGUUGUCAUCAUCAUCCUCGUCAUUAUCAUCAUCAGCAUCAGUUUUGACUCUGCCGUUCUUUACACCGCCGCCGUUGCCGCAGUUUACAGUGCAAUCGGUGCCAUCCAUUAGAGAGAUUAUGCCAGUAGAUAUAUUACAAAAGUUGGGUCCAUUGCCCAAAACCCUUGAUUUGGAGGAGCAACCAACAACUCCCAUACAAGGCAAUGCAGCAGAUGAGCUGCCAACAUCAUCAUCAUCAUCAUCAUCUUUGAUAAACACAGAUCUCAGCAAGGAGAAGCAGCUGGAAUCAAAUCCUACUGCUACUGCUGAUCCUUCAGAGCAAGAGACACCACAGCAGACGCAGCCAGUGGUGGAGCAGCCACCGGCCCAACCCAUGCUACUAGUGGAGACCCAAUAAGUGCCCCACGUAUCAUCAUUAGCCUGAUCUACCCCCCGCGUCCCUGCUCAGUCUUUUAGUUGUAGGUUUAGUUUCAGUUUUUUUUUUUUCUUUUUGUUUAUAGUUUUUAGAAAUGGACUCCGUAUUGAUCUUAAGAUUUCAUCCCCUUAUUACCAUUCAAAGAACAAAUUGCAUUUAUUGUUAACAUAUAACAAAUUAAUAUGCUUUUUUCUACUUAGAUUUUGUUUAAGCUUUACAUUUUAUAUAUAUUUACUAUAUAAAUUAUAUAUAUAAACUGAUGCAUUGAUUUCUAUGUUUGUUUCUUUCCCCUUACAAAAAUUAUAAUUUGUUUUUUU